Molecule: messenger RNA, 3576 nt
Organism: Nematocida major
Lineage: Eukaryota; Fungi; Microsporidia
Product: DNA topoisomerase II
Exons: 1
Coding region: 1-3576 (1191 amino acids)
Biological process (GO): DNA topological change; sister chromatid segregation; resolution of meiotic recombination intermediates
Cellular component (GO): nucleus
Molecular function (GO): ATP binding; DNA binding; DNA topoisomerase type II (double strand cut, ATP-hydrolyzing) activity
Source: RefSeq, a predicted model, not a curated record
AUGGCACAUAAAGGAAAAACAGUGGAGGAAAUAUAUCAGAAGAAAACGCCAAUUGAGCACGUUUUGCUGCGGCCAGACACAUACAUAGGUUCUGUGCAGCCAGAAAGCAGAAGCAUGUAUGUGUGGGACAGCGAGAAAGGCAAAAUGGUUCGAAAAGAGGUUACGUACACUCCAGGCCUGUACAAAAUAUUCGAUGAAAUAUUAGUAAAUGCAGCUGACAACAAAACACGGGACAAAAAAAUGAAGGAGAUCCGGGUAGAGGUGGACCGGAAGGCGUCUACAAUUUCUGUGUACAACGACGGGCAGGGGAUUCCUGUUGUGGUGCAUGCGAAGGAGAAUGUGUACGUUCCAGAGCUGAUAUUUGGACACCUUUUGACCUCGUCGAACUACGACGACGCAGAGAAAAAAAUGACAGGAGGAAGGAACGGGUACGGGGCAAAGCUGUGCAACAUUUUCAGCAAGGAGUUUAUCAUUGAGACAGCGGACAAGAAGAACAGAAAGCUUUUUCGGCAGGUCUACAGAGGAAACAUGCUCUCCCGAGAGGAGCCAACAAUCACGGAGUACACGGGGGACGAGUACACGAAGGUGACAUUUCAGCCGGACCUUGAGAAGUUCAGCAUGAAAAAAAUAGACGACGACUUUAUGUCGCUGAUUCUGAAAAGAGUGUACGACCUUGCAGGGACGGUUGCAGACAUUUCUGUGUACUUCAACGGGAAGCUGAUUCCGGUGAAGAGCUUCAAGGAGUACAUCGGGCUGUUUUUUGACAGCGACGUUGAGAUUGUGUACGAGUCCAAGGGGCGGUGGGAGAUAGCGUAUGUUUUGGGAGACGAGCAGUUCCAGCACGUGAGCUUUGUAAACAGGAUCUCGACGCCAAGGGGAGGAACACAUGUGAACUACAUUGCGGACCAAAUCGUGUCGGCUGUGGUGGAGCAGGCGAAAAAGGUCGAAAAGGGCCUGGUGGUGCGACCUCUGCAGGUGAAGGCAAACAUUUUCCUGUUUCUGAACUGCCUGAUCGAGAACCCGGCGUUUGACUCGCAGACGAAGGAAACACUGACGUCCAAGCAGACCACGUUUGGGUCCAAGCACACGCUCGGGCCGCGCUUCAUCUCGGACGUAAUGAAGAGCGGGAUUGUGGAGAAGUCGGCGUACGCGGCCAGGGCCAAGCAGACGCAGCAGCUGAAGAAAACGGACGGGCACAAAACGUCAAAGCUCCGCGGAAUUCCAAAGCUCGACGACGCAAACAACGCGGGAACGCGGUAUGCAGCGCAGUGCACGCUGAUUUUGACGGAGGGAGACUCUGCCAAGUCCUUGGCGGUGUGCGGGCUGUCUGUGAUUGGGCGCGACAACUACGGAGUCUUUCCCUUGCGGGGAAAGCUGCUCAACGUAAGGGAGGCCACGCACAAGCAGCUCAUGGAAAACCUGGAGAUAAACAACAUCAAAAAAAUCAUGGGGCUGCAGCACGGGCGGGAGUAUGAAAGCACGGAAAGCCUCCGGUACGGCCACAUUUUGAUUAUGACGGACCAAGACCACGACGGGAGCCACAUAAAGGGGCUUAUCAUAAACAUGCUGGACCACUUUUUCCCGUCCCUGCUGCGAAUCAAGGGGUUCCUGCAGGAGUUCAUCACUCCAAUUGUGCGCGCCACAAAGGGAAGCAUGUCCCGAGACUUUUUCACGAUCCCAGAGUUUGAGUCCUGGACAGAAACAGGCGAGGGCCGGGAGAACGGGUGGAAAAUCAAGUACUACAAGGGGCUGGGUACCAGCACGGCCAAGGACGCAAAGGACUACUUUUCGAACCUGGGGUUCCACAUAAAGGAGUUCACCACGGUGGACUCUGCAGACCGGGACAAGAUCGAGCUUGCGUUCAGCAAAAAGAGAAUUGAGUCCCGAAAGGUGUGGCUGAAGGAGUUUGUGCCCGGAACGUACUUGGACAACAGGGUGCAGGCGAUUUCGAUAAAAAACUUCAUAGACAGAGAGCUGAUACACUUUUCGCUCGCGGACAACAUCCGGUCGAUUCCCAACGUAAUUGACGGAAUGAAGCCCGGGCAGCGGAAAAUUAUUUUCUGCUGCUUCAAAAGACAGCUGAAAACCGAGAUAAAGGUUGCGCAGCUGGCUGGUUAUGUGUCGGAGCACUCGGCGUACCACCACGGAGAGCAGAGCCUGUGCUCGACCAUUGUGAAUCUGGCGCAGGACUACGUUGGGUCCAACAACAUUCCGCUCCUCCAGCCAAUUGGGCAGUUUGGAACCCGCCUGCAGGGCGGUAAGGACGCGGCCAGCCCCAGGUACAUAUUUACAGCGCUGGACCCGAUCACGCGGCACAUAUUCAAGGAGCAGGACGACCAUUUGCUGAACUAUCUGAAGGACGACAACCUGCUGGUGGAGCCAGACAUGUAUGUGCCCAUUAUUCCGAUGGUGCUGGUGAACGGGUCUGACGGAAUUGGAACGGGGUGGAGCACGUCUAUUCCCUCGUACAACCCGCUGGAAAUUGUGGAAAACGUAAAGAGAAUGAUUCGCGGAGAGGAGCCUGUGGACAUGGUCCCGUGGUACAAGGGGUUUUCCGGGGAAAGCGAGGACCUGGGGAACGGAAAGUACAGGACAAACGGGGUGUACGAGUCGGAGCCCGGGCGGAUUGACAUACUUGAGCUGCCGGUUGGCGUGUGGACGCAAAACUACAAGGACUUCUUGGAGACGCUUAUAGAGUCGGGCGAGGUGAAAGACUUCCGCGAGUACAACACAGACACAAAGGUGUACUUUGAGGUUGUAGUGCCCAAGCAGAAAAUAAACAUUCCAAAGGUGUUUAGGUUGAGCGCACAGAUGUCCACCGCUAACAUGGUGGCGUUCAACAGCAAAGGGGUUCUGCAGAAGUAUGCGAACACAGGCGAAAUCAUAAAAGAGUUCUAUGCGGUGCGCAAAGACAUGUAUGUCCGAAGAAAGGAUUUUUUGCUGAAAAAGCUCCUUGUCGAAACAACAAUUCUGGAGAACCGGGUUCGCUUCAUUGGGGAAGUCGUGUCCGGCGCUAUGAAAAUCCUAAAAAGAAAGGCUGCGGAGAUUGUGGCCGAGCUGGAGGAAAACGGCUAUGACAAAAAGGACGACUCGUACGACUAUCUUCUAACCAUGCAAAUUGCCUCGCUGACCGCUGAGCGAAUGGAAAAGCUUAGCAGGGAGGCCGAGACAAAGAAGGCAGAGUAUGCUGCCUUGAAGGAAAGAACAAUAGAGAACAUGUGGCUGGCAGACUUGGAUGAGUUUUUGGACAACCUGGACAUGAGUGUGCGGGAGGACAGCGACUCCGGCAAGAAGAAGGGGAGGCGGAUAAAGUCCAAGAAGACGCUGCCAAAGCAGGACACUCUGCCGAAGAAGCCGAAAGCUUCGCAGGGAGAGGCAAAAACCGCCAACACGCGGGCCCGGAAAGAGCGAGUCUCUGUGCUGGACAGCGACAGCGAUAUGUCCCACACCACCCUGGGAGACAGCCCAGACAGAGCGAAAAAGAAGCCGGCCGCAUCUGUAAAAAAGCUUGGGGACAGCGCAAAAAACAGGCCGUGGGACAAGAUUAUUAUCAGCAGCGACGAAGACGAUGAAUAA